AUGCAGACUGCUUCUACAAACAUUUGUGAAAGACUGUGCAAUAAGUCCAUCCGUGACAUUUCCUUGCUACUGAAUAUUCCACGGUCAACUGUUGGAUGUAUAACAAAGUGGAAGCAACUGGGAACAACAGCAACUCAGCCACGAAGUGGUAGGCCACGUAAAAUGACAGAGCGGGGUCAGCGCAUGCUGAAGUACACAGAAGUCGCCAACCUUUCUGCAGAGUCAAUAGCUAAAGACCUCCACUUCGUGUGGCCUUCAGAUUAGCACAAGAACAGUGCCCCUUCCGCGGCUUUAACAGGCCGUUCUGUCCCACUGGAGACAAAGUAUGAUACAUUAAAUUAUCCAUAGGCAAAGCUUUAAAAGC
Molecule: messenger RNA, 364 nt
Organism: Staurois parvus
Lineage: Eukaryota; Metazoa; Chordata; Amphibia; Anura; Ranidae
Source: the annotation of a GenBank genome assembly